Molecule: messenger RNA, 1685 nt
Organism: Acaromyces ingoldii
Lineage: Eukaryota; Fungi; Basidiomycota; Exobasidiomycetes; Exobasidiales; Cryptobasidiaceae
Product: pseudouridine synthase
Exons: 3
Coding region: 69-1370 (433 amino acids)
Biological process (GO): tRNA modification; mRNA pseudouridine synthesis
Cellular component (GO): mitochondrion
Molecular function (GO): pseudouridine synthase activity; RNA binding
Source: RefSeq, a predicted model, not a curated record
GGUUUUGGCUUAGGCUUUGGCUUUGGCUCGGUGCAAGAAAGGACACGCCGGGCUGCUGCGAGCGAGCCAUGGGAGAAGAGGAGACGAGAGGAGCGGGAUCGCUAGCUCAGUCUGAGAAAGGGGAGGAAAGAAAAGUAGGACAAUCUGCUGCAACAGGGGCCGAGGAGGGAGUCAGGGAAGCAGAGGAGGGCGCCAAGGAAGCAGGACAAGCGACGGCAGCAGAGGGCGAGCACGGCAAGAGACCGCUCGAGAUGAGGGCACUGCCGCUGUCGGGCCUCAUCGGCAUUGUCAAGCCGCCAUGCAUGACAUCGAUGGUCGUCCUCGACACGCUCAAGCCGCUGCUCGCCUCGUCGCGCCUCUUCCAGCUGCCGCCUCCGCCGCCCGACGAGGGCUCCGUCUCGCGCAAGCGCAAGCGCCGCGACGCCCACAUGCGCGCAAAGGGCAUGGACCUCGACGUGCGCUGUCCCAAAGUCGGCCAGGGCGGCACCCUGGACCCGCUCGCCGAGGGCGUCCUCGUCGUGGGCAUCGGUGCAGCCACCAAGAAGCUCAGCCAGUUCCUCGAGUGCACCAAGGACUACCGCGCCAUCGGGCUGCUGGGCACUACGACGGCGUCGUACGACUCCGACGAGCCCGUGCUCGCACGCCGGCCGCACGCGCACGUCACCAAGCACACCAUCGAGGAGGCCCUGGAACGUUUCCGGGGUGCACAGAAGCAGCUGCCGCCGCUGUACAGCGCGAUCCGCAUCGACGGCAAGCGCCUCUUUGACUAUGCGCGCGAGGGAAAGGACCCGCCGCGCAAGGUGGAGCCGCGCGACGUGACCAUCUCCAGCCUCACCCUCACCCGUUUCAUGGACGCCGGCACGCACGAGUACAGAGAGCCGGCACAGGAGUGCUCGGCCGAGGAAAAGGCGCUGGCCGAGCGUGCCCGGCGCAUGGCUGGCCUCGACGAGGGCGUCACGGGGGCGACAAGACAGGGAGGAGAAGAGGCCGGCAAGGGCGAGUCAGAGGCAGGCAGCGCACCGGCGGCCUUUGAGAUCGACAUGAGCGUCUCGUCGGGCACCUAUGUCAGGUCCGUGGUGCACGACGUCGGCCAGGCAUGCGGCUCGGCCGCCCACGUCGUCAAGCUCGUCCGCACCCGCCAGGGCGCCUGGGUGACGCCUGGGCACGUGACCGGCGACGACUGCCGCGUCGCACUCGACUUUGCCCUCUUUGACCAGGCCGCCAAGCGGCUGGCGGCGGCAAAGCAGCAACAGCGGCGGCAGCAGGGCGGCGAGGAGCCACUAGAAGACGGCGACGAGGGGGAGCCCCUCGACGAGCAGGGCCUGGCAGCAUGGGAGCGCGCGCUCGUGGACAGGAUGGAGGCUGUCUAAAGGAAAAGGCCCGCUGCUGCCCCAGGGGCGAGCAGAGCAUGCCCUUGAAGCUGUGCGAGACGCCUGGCACAAUGUCAAAGGUGACGUUGGAGAAUGCGGCCACGUGCUGCUGGUAUCGCCUGCUCCUCUCGAGCCGGUUGCGACCUGGCGGUCGAUUCAUCCCAUCGUUCAGCUGUCAGCCGUGUACUACUAUUCUCUAAUGCAACGAUGGUCAAUCUCACCCUGAGCCAUGGCCUCUGGCCGAUCAUCGCCCACGCCGUCGUCAAGCGCGCCAUUGAGCACGUGUAUCGUUCCCCGGCUCUCGAAGAACUCCAC